Trematomus bernacchii (emerald rockcod) is the source of this 1762-nucleotide messenger RNA. Its product is annotated as GTPase IMAP family member 4-like. The transcript is spliced from 2 exons. Lineage: Eukaryota; Metazoa; Chordata; Actinopteri; Perciformes; Nototheniidae. The record is from RefSeq and is a predicted model, not a curated record. Gene Ontology annotation, molecular function: GTP binding. Bases 374 to 1234 code for a protein of 286 amino acids.
GACCUGAGAAUUGUUCUUGUUGGAAAAACUGGAUCUGGAUAAAGUGCUUCUGGAAACACCAUCCUGGGAAAUCCAAGUGCCUUUAAACAACAUUUCAGUGUGAAACAUGGAGGGACAACAACAUGACUCCUAACAGGUUAAGAGUGCAUGCCAAAAGGGGAUUGGUCCUUUUGCACAAAGUCUCCAUAUAAGCCUUCGGACAGUUUAAGUUUCACUUUCCAGGGAAACCAUUGCGUUAAAAAGAGGGGGAGGGGGGAGUAACACAGCACAAAUAAGUACAGGCACACUGUGAUCUGGGGGAAAAGGUUGAGAAAAGCAAAGACAGAUUUUGUGCAAUAAGUCAGUUUUGACUUGUGUUUUUCUCAACAACAAGAUGGGUUCGAGCUCAAGAGAAGGCUGCGACCUGAGGAUCGUCCUGCUGGGGAAGACUGGAUCAGGAAAGAGUGCAUCAGGGAACACCAUCCUGGGACAGGAUGUUUUCACCUCAGAGGCUUCUCCAUCCUCUGUGACCCAGACAUGUAAAAAAGAGUCUGGCUGCUUUGAUAAAAGAACUGUGACUGUAGUCGACACUCCUGGUAUCUUGGACACAUUGAUUAAGGAAGAGCAGCUUAAAAGUGAAAUGUCUCAAAGUCUCACACUGACUGACCCCGGACCACAUGUGUUCCUGCUGGUGAUCAGACUGGAUGUACGGUUCACAGAAGAGGAGAAGUCUGCCAUCAAGUGGGUCAAAGACAACUUUGGUGAGGAAGCCUCCAAACACACACUGGUGCUUUUCACCAGGGGGGGUGAGCUCAAGGAGGAUGAGCUCAAGGAGAAGUCCAUUGAGACUUUUUUACUCGAGGGACCCGAACUAAAGGAGUGUAUCAGUGGUUUUACGGCUGGGUACAUUGUGUUUGAAAACACAUGCAGAGAUAAUCGCACUCAGGUGGCUGAUCUGUUUAAAAAGAUAGACAAGAUGCUGCAGUUGAAUGGUUACCACCACCCUUAUACCUGGAGCAUGUACGAAGAGGCCCAGAGAAAGAAGAAUUCAAGGGAAUGGUGGAGCAAGUGGGGAAACCGUUUGAACAAGUACGGUACUCAUUUUAUAGCUGGAGCAACAAUCACAGCUGGUGCUGGUGCUGGUGCUGCUAUGGCAGCAGAAGAAGUAGUAGUUGAAGCCGUAACACCACUUAUAAUGGGAGCAGGUGGAGGGAUUUUAAAAGGCCUUGGGUGGUGGAUAACACCUAAAAAGUGAGAGUCAUGUCAUUAUCCUUUAAAGUUACAGAGAGGAACUUUUAACCGGUCUUUGUGUAAUAGAUCUGUAUGACUAUAUACAUAGUAAACGAGACCAUCAAUCCAAGUUAAGAUUGUUUUUUUUAUGAAGUUAUUCUGAAUACUUGUCAUUGGUGCAUACAGGUCUGAUUUUUGCUGAGGCAGGGGAUAUCAAGCCGGUACCAGAAUCAGAACCUGCAGUCAGAGCAACACAAAAGGAAAGUUCCUCGUAGUAACUUUAAGCAAACUUGUGAAGUGAUUCCAUUUAUUGCCUUUUUGAAUACAUGUAGGAAAAAUUGCAUUGCCUAAUGUUCAUUCAUAAAUAUCAAACACAACCUGCAUUGAACGAUAUAUAAACUCUGAAUAACCAAUCUUAUAUUGAUGCUGUACACUCUUAUCCUGAAAAUGAUUUUGUAUUGAAAACACUAUUCUUCCUUGUGUAUGUUUUACUAGUAAUAAUGAAAUAAAACAAUGUGGCUUUAACUUUUGAAACUGUUGUUUGAUGUAUUAA